UGUUAGAAAGAAAAUAUUCCAACAUAAAUAAUAACAAGUUAUAUAAAAUACAAGUGGAUAGUAUAAUAUAACCUAUAAAAACAGAGUGUACAAGUUUUCUAUUAACCGGUAUUCUACGUAUUCUUUCUAAAAUCACACAUAUGUAUAUAGAUACAUAAUAGUCUUGCUAGAAACCGCAUAUCCAUGAUCCUGAGCUACGUAUUUAUUUGUUUGUUCUGUAUAUAUGUCCGACACUUGUAAAGUAUUGGAUACAAAUUAGAUAUUUUUAUACUUAAUUUUUUUUUUAUCGAUCCAGUAAUAUCAUUUGUCCACAAAUCAUCUGUUUAAGUGUUUAAAUAAUGGCUUACAUGUCAAUAAAUUCUGGCACAACACGUAAAAUGUCUUUUGGUUUUAAUGGGAAAUUGAAUGGAGUUGAAGGUAAAACACCUUUUUUAAUUGGAGUUUCGGGUGGUACAGCUAGUGGAAAGUCAACUGUAUGCAAACGUAUAAUGGAAAAACUGGGUCAGGUUGAUAUGGAUCAUAUGCAACGACGAGUUGUUUGCAUAUCGCAAGAUAGUUUCUAUCGUGAACUUACACCAGCUGAAAAAUUAAAGGCUGAGAAAGGACAGUACAAUUUUGAUCAUCCUGAUGCAUUCGAUAAUGAUAUGAUUUUGUUAACCUUGCAAGAUAUACUUGCAGGUGUCAAAUGCCAGAUACCAGUUUACGAUUACAGAACUAACAGUUUAAUGAAGGAUCAGGUAACAACAAUAUACCCCGCAGAUGUAGUUUUGUUCGAAGGAAUUCUAGUUUUCUACUUUCCCAAAAUAAGAGACUUAUUUCAUAUGAAGUUAUUUGUAGAUACAGACUCGGACACCAGAUUGGCUAGAAGGGUACCCAGAGAUAUAAAUGAAAGAGGAAGAGAUUUAGAUUAUGUAUUAAAUCAAUACAUGAAUUAUGUGAAACCGGCGUUUGAAGAGUUUUGCUUACCUACAAAAAAAUUUGCCGACGUUAUUAUCCCUAGAGGAGCAGAUAAUACAGUGGCAAUAGAUCUAAUAGUGCACCACAUCUGGGACAUUUUACGCUUGAAAAAGGCUGAAAAAUCAACCGGGCAGCAUCCAUACAUCUGUCAGCAUAGGCGUACUUUGGCUUCAUCCGACACACUCAGCAUAUGAUUUGAGAAAAUAACACACGAUGAUAUUGAUUACAUGCACUGCAUCUUUGCACUAGUAAACUGCAUAUUUCUUACGCAGUAACCUCGCAUCCGUUGCUUUUUAUACUUAUUAUGCUCGUUCUGUGCGUGUACGUGUAAUAUAUUAUACUAUAUACGCACGCUCGCUCAUAUUAAGUCAAUGUUAUGUGCUUAUACUUAUCACUUUAGAAAUGGUAAUCAUAAAUUAACCCUAAUAGCAUUUUUCUAUCUUUUUUUUUUUUUUUUUUCUCUCUAAAUAUAAUAAAAUUUGCAUUACAUUUGUAUCAAGUAAUACUUCAUAAACCAUUUCUUUUCCAAACUAAUACGAUGGAGACAGGUAUGAGAGAGAGAGAAAGAGAAAGAGAGAGAGAGCAUUUCAAAGUUUCUUAUUAAUGUUAGCUUUUAUUUUACACAUGGUAUGUUGUAUGUUUAUAUUACCGUCUAAUAGAUAUAUGCACGUUUGUAUCUUUAUAAAGAAGAGCGUCCCAAGUAUUACUACUUAAAAGAGAUAGCUUUAAGUAUUUUAUACAUAUGUGUUCACGCUCAUAACAAAUCGAUAUUAUGCACUUUCGUUUGUAAAAAUUUAAAUUUUCCUUUAAUCAUGUCCAUUCAAUUUUGCAUAAUACAAUUAAUCAUGAAGCAUAAAUGAGCAUAAUUAAGUAAAUUAUUACUUAACAAUUUCAUAUAUUAGGAGCAUAAUU
Messenger RNA from Polistes canadensis, 1869 nucleotides. RefSeq names its product probable uridine-cytidine kinase (gene Uck). Lineage: Eukaryota; Metazoa; Arthropoda; Insecta; Hymenoptera; Vespidae. Gene Ontology annotation, molecular function: kinase activity; ATP binding. The record is from RefSeq and is a predicted model, not a curated record. The coding region runs from base 339 to 1151 and encodes 270 amino acids. Gene Ontology annotation, cellular component: cytosol; cytoplasm. The transcript has 5 exons.